AUGGGAGUAGUGUUUCUAGUUGUUGUGCCAACUGAAAAAUAUGAAAAGACAUUAAAAGCUGGAAUAUACAAUGCUGAUAUUGUUUCAGCCGCAAAAAAUUACAAUAUUCCUGCAGCGAGACGAAAUGACCUUAACGCAGCAGCAUCACCAGAUGACAAUCCGAAUGCAAUUUUAAAGAUGGAAGUGGAACUGCGCGAUAAAAAUCAGCCAGCUAAGAGACGUGCAAAAAAUAAAACAAAAGCUUCAGACAUGAAUGUUGUGAGUGGAAGUAACGUUGAUCUUCCUAUGGAGAAGAUUCUCGACGAUUUAUUAAGAAAACUCGAAAUAGAGCAUGUUGCAUGGUAUAGCGAUAAGACAGGAAAUUAUUUUCAAGUAAUCUUUCCAACAACUUCCGGUGAGCCAUGCGAAACGACUUUACAUUGUCUUGUUGAGCUUGGAAUUGGCAAAAAAUAUAAUUCAUCAGUAAGCAUAUUACCAUGCAGUGUCAGUUAUGAUGCAACAAAUGAUAAUUCCAACGAAGAAGAUUACGGAAGCGAUGAUGCUGAAAACUCCAAAUGGAAUGAGUUUGUUGAGUCAAUAAAAUCUAAAUUGACUGUAAAGCAAGUCGUUGAUGGCGUGAGAUCUGGUGGAAGUUUAACAUUCGACUAUUUACUCUUGAUUGUUACGGCUGAUUCACUUGCCGCCUUGGGACUCGUUGAGAACAAUGCCUCAAACAUUGUUGCAGCAAUGUUAGUCAGUCCGCUUAUGGGUCCAGUGAUGAGCAUCACUUUUGGUACCAUCAUAUCGGAUCGGGAGCUUGUUAAAGUCGGCUUCAUAUCGCUCGCUUUAGGGAUGUUUAUAUCUAUUCUUUUUGGAUUCAUAUUUGGGCUCAUUCUCGGUACAACGGAGAUGCCAUGGGGAUUUGGAGAUUUCCCAACUGAAGAAAUGAAAGGAAGGGGCAACGCUCGAUCAUUAUGGAUGGGUGUAUUGUGGGCAUUGACAUCAGGAAGUGGUGUGGCUGUUGCUCUUCUUCAAGGCAGUGCUGGACCAUUAAUUGGAGUAGCUAUCAGUGCAUCACUUUUGCCUCCAGUUGUUAAUUGUGGACUUUUCUGGGCUCUGGCAUGCAUUUGGUUGAUUUAUGAUGAUAUAAAGAUGCCGCAUCUAAAAGGCGAAGCAUAUACUGGAAAUAGCUCGUAUGUUCCCAUUUAUACAAACUAUAUUCCCACAGAAUUCCUUAUUAAUGGAAUCGUCUCAGCGUUAUUAACUGUCGUGAACGUGAUUUGCAUCUUUAUAACUGCUAUCGUUGUCCUGAAAAUAAAGGAAGUCGCUGCGCCGUACACAUCAAGUCCUGAUUUAAGAAGGUUCUGGGAAACUGAUAUUAGAGCAGCACGUAAAACAAAUCGCUCAACUAUCCGACGAAAGGGUACAAUGAAUAAUAGAUCGUACGAGGAUUUAUUGCCAAGCUCAAAGAAUCUUGAAAAUACAUUGGAGCAAGCAUUGAAGGAAGCAUCGGAAGAUGCAACACUAAGGAAAAUCAAGCGAAUCAGUUACUCUGCAAAUGCUGCAUCGGAGCUCUCAGAUGCUCUUGGCAGUUGCACAAUGGGAUCCAACUUUUCAUCUAAUAAUAUUGCACCAAAUACAACUGAUAUGGCAUUAUUGGAUAAAUUACUAACAACACUACUCGAAAAGAAAGUCGCUGAGUCAUCACCAAGCUCAUCGCAAGCAUCAACAUUAAAGAAAUUGAGACCACUUUCACGCUCAUUGUCACGUUCAUUUCGAUUGGGAUCAUUGAAGCGUAACAACAAUAGUAAUAAUUCAACAUUACCGACAAUUGCUGAAACGGGUGGCAGUGGCCGUCGGUCAGUAACCGAGAAAUCUAUGGCAAAUGUGAAAAAUGUCAUUAGUACAAUUAAAAAUGCACCGCAGCGUUUCAGUGCGGCUAACGAUGAUGAUGAAAAUAAAAAUCUAACUAGAAAUAUUUUGGAAUGA
Chironomus riparius is the source of this 1968-nucleotide messenger RNA. The record is from the annotation of a GenBank genome assembly. NCBI's taxonomy places the organism in Eukaryota, Metazoa, Arthropoda, Insecta, Diptera, Chironomidae.